Camelus dromedarius (Arabian camel) is the source of this 2472-nucleotide messenger RNA. It is a transcript of the gene KDM4D, whose product is annotated as lysine demethylase 4D. Gene Ontology annotation, cellular component: nucleus; chromatin. Bases 304 to 1830 code for a protein of 508 amino acids. The record is from RefSeq and is a predicted model, not a curated record. NCBI's taxonomy places the organism in Eukaryota, Metazoa, Chordata, Mammalia, Artiodactyla, Camelidae. The transcript has a single exon. Gene Ontology annotation, biological process: chromatin remodeling; regulation of gene expression. Gene Ontology annotation, molecular function: histone H3K9 demethylase activity.
UUUUCGACACUGUCCUGAAGACACUACAUUUAGAAUACCCACCCAGGACUGGGUGAUUCACUAGACCUCAAAGGACACAGCCAGGUGUCAACUGAGGAACAUCAUCUAGUUGCAGGCUCAGGCAUCAUCAGUCCUGGGCUCCCCACAGUGGACUCCCCUGAAGAAUAUCUCAUUUGCAUAAAAGUCCACCGGGGGUUCCCGCAGACUCAAAGAUAUUCAAACCCACUUUUGAAAAAGUAGCAUUUUUUAGUAUCCUCUCCUAUACAGAACAAACCUAAAAAUUUGGGAGUUUGUUGUUUAUUAAUGGAAAGUAUGAAGUCUAAGGCCAAAUGUACCCAGAACCCAACUUGUAGAAUAAUGAUAUUUCAUCCAACCAAAGAAGAGUUUAACGAUUUUGAUAAAUACAUUGCUUACAUAGAAUCCCAAGGUGCACACCGAGCGGGCGUGGCUAAAAUAAUUCCACCAAAAGGAUGGAAAGCCAGGCAGACCUAUGAUGAUAUCAAUGACAUCUUAAUAGCCACUCCCCUCCAACAGGUGGCCUCUGGCAAGGCAGGUGUGUUUACUCAAUACCACAGAAAGAAGAAGGCCAUGACCGUGAGCGAGUAUCGCCACUUGGCAAACAGUGACAAAUACCGGACUCCACCACACUUGAAUUUCGAGGAACUGGAGCGCAAAUAUUGGAAAACUCGCGGCUAUGAUUCCCCGAUCUACGGCGCGGACAUCAGUGGCUCCUUAUUUGAUGAAAACACCAAAGAGUGGAACCUGGGUCACCUGGGAACCAUUCAGGACCUGCUGGAGCAGGAGUGCGGAGUGGUCAUCGAAGGCGUCAACAGCCCCUACCUGUACUUCGGCAUGUGGAAGACCGCCUUCGCCUGGCACACGGAGGACAUGGACCUGUACAGCAUCAACUUCCUGCACUUCGGGGAGCCCAAGACCUGGUACGCGGUGCCCCCGGAGCACGGCCGGCGCCUGGAACGCCUGGCCAAGGAGCUGUUCCCGGGCAGCUCGCGGGGCUGCGGGGCCUUCCUGCGGCACAAGGUGGCUCUGAUCUCGCCCACGGUCCUCAAGGACAACGGCAUCCCGUUCGGCCGGGUCACUCAGGAGGCUGGCGAGUUCAUGGUGACUUUCCCCUAUGGCUACCACUCUGGCUUCAACCACGGCUUCAACUGUGCGGAAGCCAUCAAUUUCGCCACCCCGCGCUGGAUCGACUAUGGCAAAGUGGCCUCGCAGUGCAGCUGCGGGGAGGCGCGGGUGUCCUUCUCCAUGGACGCGUUCGUGCGCAUCCUGCAGCCCGAGCGCUAUGAGCUGUGGAAACGCGGGCAGGACCGGGCGGUGGUGGACCACACGGGGCCCACGGCGCCUGGCGGCCAGGGCCUGAGCGCCUGGAGGGACGUCCGGGUGCCCGCCGAGGCCACGAUGGGUCCGAGGCACCGCCCACCCCGCCUGGCCUUGCAGAAGCUGGUGGCCGCGGGCAGUAGGACCCGCCGCCAACACUCUGUGAGUCCGGCGUUCCGGCGCCCCUCAUUGGCCCGGGGUUCUACCUCUGCUGCUCAGUUCAGUGCUGCCACUGCCCGCAAACUCCCGGAGCUUGGCCCAACCCCGCCGCUGACCCCAGGUCCAUCCACCCCGGAUCUCCAUCCAACUGGCAGAUAUGGUCGCGGUCGUCGUCCUCGGGAACAGGGGACUCAGGAGCUGACUGUCCAGGCCCGGGUUAAGAGGCGCCUCUCGGGAGACGCUACUCAACACCCGGAGGCUCAGCCCUUGCCUUUGGAAGGACCCUCCAUGGACAGCCGUGCACCGCUGAGCCCUGGACUCCAGCAUCCUGCUUAAAUCUUCCGAGGACUGCUGUUUCCCCAUCCCCUAACCCCAGGGGAUGCCUUUGUACCCACUGCUCUUGUAUGUGGAGGAUCCUUGAGACUGGCCACGUGUCCAUUUCAGAGCUUGGGUCUUUGCAGGUCACUGGUCUUGCAUGAGAAUCCCUCCCGUGUUGCUGCUGGACCAGCUGGGUCCAUGCUAUUUACCAAAUUCUCCAAAGUUUGUUCUUCCUCCCAGACCUGGGGAUCUCUGGAAACUGCUCCCUCCUGUGUCACCAGCUGAGCUUCCUCCCCUGGACACCACAGUGUGUCUGGGAACUUGGUUCUGCUGAGUUUGCCGGUGUCCGAGCUACCUCAGCCUCCCACCCCGGGGGCCAGCUCUGGGUGCUGCAGAGCUUUUGAAGUUCCUGGGCGUUGUUUACCCUCCACUCUCCCUCUUUUCCCUUUCCUCCAACUCCUUCCCCUCAUCCCCCCUCCUUUUUUUUGACCAAACUAGCUCCCUUUGACCAGUUAGGUCAGUGGAGGAUCAGAUAAUCAUUUAUAAUCUUUCUGAGGUGUUGGUUUAUUGAAAAGUGUUCUCUGCCAGUAUUUGUUCACAAAUAUGUGAAAGAUAAUCAGAAUGUGAAAAUCUGACUUUAUUUCUAGUGUAGUUUAUUCA